AUGUUUGGGGUUGGGUGGGUAUGGCUACAGAUCGGCAUUGAGGGGAGAUAUGAGCUUGGGUGGACGAUUUCUUUCUCCGGACUGAGGAAAGAUGAAGAAAGGAAUCCACCCUCAGAUGCAAUGGAUAUCCUAUGUGACCCAGAGUGGUCGAUUGAUGCCCGUUAUGAUGACCAAAAUACACCAAAAGACUGCUUACAGACCCAACUCUUUCUUAAAACCCUGCUGAAACUUGGAGAGAAAAAGAGAUCUUCUCAUCGAAUCAAGGCUGUUAUAUUUGUUGCAAUGGUUUCAUCAUCCACAUUUUCUUCAUGGACCUUCAAUGGCAGUACGCUUGCCCCCAAGACAACAAAGUAUUUUAGCAAGUUUAUUUACAAUCGUUUGAACAGCUUCUUUAACCUAAAAAAUUCUUCUAUAUCCUCAUAUACAUCUCAUGAUAUGACAUCACCUAAUGGGAAAGGGGUUGACAUGGCAUGGGGAAGUUUAUCACUCAAGAGCAGAGCCCAAUGCAGAGCACUGGAGGUUGGCAUUAGAUCUUCAUAUUCAGUGGGGAAUAAGUUUCAACUUGAAGAUGUUAUUGAGGCACAACAAUUUGAUAGAGAUGCUCUUGGUGCUAUAUUUGAAGUGGCACUUGAGAUGGAGAAGAUUGAGAAAAACUCAACUGGAAGCCAAAUGCUGAAGGGGUAUUUAAUGGCCACACUUUUUUAUGAACCGUCAACCAGAACUAGGCUUUCAUUUGAGUCUGCCAUGAAACGUUUAGGUGGGGAAGUUUUGACCACAGAAAAUGCACGUGAGUUUUCAUCUGCAGCAAAAGGAGAGACCCUUGAAGAUACUAUAAGAACAGUAGAAGGGUAUUCCGAUAUAAUUGUGAUGAGACAUUUUGAAAGUGGUGCUGCCAGAAGAGCAGCAGCAACAGCCAGCAUUCCCAUUAUUAAUGCCGGAGAUGGCCCUGGACAGCAUCCAACUCAGGCAGUUAUAUUUGUUGUGAUGGCUUCGUCAUCCACAUUUUCUUUAUGGACCUUCAAUGGCAGUGUGCUUGCCCCCAAGACAACAAAACAUUGUAGCAAGUUUGUUUGCAAUUGUUUGAACUGUUGCUUUAACCAAACAAUUUCUUCCAUAUCCUCAUGUGCAUCUCAUGACAUGAUAUCACCUAAUGGGAAAGGAGUUGACUUGGCAAGGGGAAGGAUAUCACUCAAGAGCAGAGCCCAAUGCAGCGCACUGGAGGUUGGCAUUACAUCUUCAUAUUCAGUGGGGAAUAAGUUUCAACUUGAAGAUGUUAUUGAGGCACAACAAUUUGACAGAGAUACUCUUGGUGCUAUAUUUGAAGUGGCCCUUGAGAUGGAGAAGAUUGAGAAACACUCAACUGGAAGCCAAAUACUGAAGGGCUAUCUAAUGGCCACACUUUUUUAUGAGCCAUCAACUAGAACUAGGCUUUCAUUUGAAUCUGCCAUGAAACGUUUAGGUGGGGAAGUUUUGACCACAGAAAAUGCACGUGAGUUUUCAUCUGCAGCAAAAGGAGAGACACUUGAAGAUACUAUAAGAACAGUAGAAGGGUAUUCCGAUAUAAUUGUAAUGAGACAUUUUGAAAGUGGUGCUGCCAGAAGAGCAGCAGCAACAGCCAGCAUUCCCAUUAUUAAUGCUGGAGAUGGCCCUGGACAGCAUCCAACUCAGGCUCUGUUGGAUGUGUACACUAUUAAAAGAGAGAUAGGAAAACUUGAUGGCAUCAAAGUUGGACUUGUUGGAGAUCUUGCUUAUGGAAGGACAGUCCGCUCACUUGCCUAUCUGCUUUCCAAGUAUGAGGAUGUUAAAAUCUACUUUGUGUCUCCGGAUGCGGUAAAAAUGAAGGAUGACAUAAAAGAUUAUUUGACAUCUAAGGGAGUUGAAUGGGAAGAAAGUGCUGAUCUAAUGGAAGUGGCAUCCAAAUGCGAUGUGGUUUAUCAAACCCGUAUUCAGCGAGAACGAUUUGGAGAGAGAGUUGAUCUUUAUGAAGAAGCAAGAGGCAAGUACAUUGUGGAUCGUGAUGUCCUGAGUGUAAUACAGAAACAUGCUGUGGUGAUGCAUCCUCUACCAAGGCUUGAUGAGAUAACAGCUGAUGUGGACGCGGAUCCAAGGGCUGCCUAUUUUAGGCAAGCCAAAAAUGGUCUCUAUAUUCGAAUGGCUCUUUUGAAGGUUUUACUUCUAGACGACGUCGAUCGACCGUCUGUCCCCCAACUAUUGCAAAACCCUUCGCCUGUUCUUCGUCCACAAGGGAAGAAGCUUAAGAAGAAGAAGACGGGUAUUCCGGGUACCAGGAGACUCCACCGGCGCACGUUAGAGGCUUUGCGACUCACGAAAUGUAACCGGACUGUCAUGCGAUGGAAUACGCCUACUGUCAGGGGAAUGGUCCAGCAGGUGAAAAGGUUGGUUGUUGUUGAGACAGAGGAAAUGUACAAUGCAAGGAAACAGAAAGAAGCGAGUCAUCGAGCUCUGCGCCCCCCCUUGGUCGUAAAUCAUCUACCGAUCCCUACUCCAGAAUCUUCUGCAUAA
Messenger RNA from Fraxinus pennsylvanica, 2523 nucleotides. NCBI's taxonomy places the organism in Eukaryota, Viridiplantae, Streptophyta, Magnoliopsida, Lamiales, Oleaceae. The record is from the annotation of a GenBank genome assembly.